UCGCCCGUUUAAUGAAGAAAGCGACGGCGGCGACAGACACUGGAGCGAAGCUGUCCGCAGAUGAUUUAAACUUUAAUUUUUAGGGUAAAUUCACCAUCACCUUUGUGUGGCGAAAGAGUUAAUCGUGUCAGGAUGUCGGCCCAGGCUCAGAUGAGAGCUUUGCUGGAUCAGCUGAUGGGAACGUCGAGGGAUGGUUCAGUGUAUGUUUGCCAGCCUACAUCUGCAAGGGAGUUGCAGAAAAGCCUCAUGUUCAUCGAGCCGAGAUGAGUCGAGACAGCGGGUUAAAUUCACAGACGAGCGCGUCUGCAAAUCGCACCUGCUCAACUGCUGCCCGCAUGACAUCCUCUCUGGAACGCGCAUGGACCUUGGCGAAUGCUCUAAGAUCCAUGACCUGGCGCUGAGAGCAGACUAUGAGAUCUCGUCUAAGGAGAGAGACCUGUUCUUCGAACUGGAUGCGGUGGAUCACCUGGAGUCGUUUAUUGCCGACUGUGACCGCAGGACUGAGUUGGCCAAGAAGCGUCUCGUUGAGACACAGGAAGAGAUCAGCGCUGAGGUGGCCGCAAAGGCAGAAAAGGUUCACGCGUUAAACGAGGAGAUCGGAAAGCUGCUGGCGAAGGCUGAACAGCUCGGCGCUGAGGGAAAUGUGGAUGAAGCCCAGACAGUUCUACAUGAGGUUGAGAGAGUCCGAACUAAGAAGAAGGAUGCAGAGGAAGAGUACAGGAACUCUAUGCCCGCCUCCAGUUUCCAGCAGCAGAAGUUGCGCGUCUGUGAGGUUUGCUCUGCCUAUCUGGGUCUCCAUGACAACGACCGGCGUCUCGCUGACCACUUUGGUGGCAAACUGCACCUGGGCUUCAUUCAGAUCAGAGAGAAGCUGGAACUGCUGAAGAAAACCGUGCAGGACAAACAGGAGAGGAGGAACCAGGAGCGACUGAAGCGGAGGGAAGAGCGGGAGAGAGAGGAGAGAAUGAAAAAGCGGACCAAGUCGCGUAGCCGAGAACGCAAGAGGUCGCGUUCUCGUGACCGCGAUCGAGAGCGCAGACGCCGGCGUUCCCGCUCCGCAUCGCGAGAGAAACGCCGUUCCCACUCUCGCUCCAAAGAGCGCGACAGACGCCGGCGGCACCGUUCCAGAUCCCGCUCGCGGCACAGCCGAGAACACUCACACAAGUCUUCACGGGACCGUGAUCGCGAGAGGGAGAGCAAGCGCAGCUCAUCCGAGCGGAGAUCAGACGGACUGAACGGGAGGACGGAGUCUCGCCGUCAUGAUGACAGAGAGGCUGGAGAGAUCUGAAUCAUCUCACUCUA
Sinocyclocheilus rhinocerous is the source of this 1302-nucleotide messenger RNA. It is a transcript of the gene luc7l, whose product is annotated as LUC7-like (S. cerevisiae). Gene Ontology annotation, biological process: mRNA splice site recognition. Gene Ontology annotation, molecular function: mRNA binding. The record is from RefSeq and is a predicted model, not a curated record. NCBI's taxonomy places the organism in Eukaryota, Metazoa, Chordata, Actinopteri, Cypriniformes, Cyprinidae. The transcript is spliced from 11 exons. The coding region runs from base 191 to 1288 and encodes 365 amino acids. Gene Ontology annotation, cellular component: U1 snRNP.